Molecule: messenger RNA, 1413 nt
Organism: Aspergillus uvarum CBS 121591
Lineage: Eukaryota; Fungi; Ascomycota; Eurotiomycetes; Eurotiales; Aspergillaceae
Product: putative di-, tri-valent inorganic cation transporter
Exons: 7
Coding region: 305-1348 (347 amino acids)
Biological process (GO): zinc ion transmembrane transport; intracellular zinc ion homeostasis
Cellular component (GO): membrane
Molecular function (GO): zinc ion transmembrane transporter activity
Source: RefSeq, a predicted model, not a curated record
GUUGCAAUGCAAACGCCCUAAGCCCCGAGGCCUGAGGGAAUAUAAAGGCAGCAGCGUGGCCAGCAGAGCGUUGCUGGUUUUUCCGCAAUUCCUUCCUAUACAAUCACCCUGUGAGCUGUUCCAGGAAUCCUCCUCGCGUGUGAUCUGUACAUCUCAGCCUGGUUCCACGGAAAAUCAGUAGGGUGGGUGCAGAUGGACAUGUAAGGGGCAGGGCUUGACCGGUGAGUUCUCGACCAGCCGUGACUCAUUUAUCAACCACGUCAUUCGUGGUCAGUCUCAUUGUUACACCAGACAGAGGGGGGCCAUGUCACCCAGAAUCUCGCGCUCUCAGCGCUUAAUGGUCGUCAUUGCAAUUUCCUCUGCCUUCUUUGUGUCAGAGAUCUCAGGUGCCUAUUCUCCUGUCACACCGGGCGUUGAGGUAUCCGAGGCCGAUGACUCGCCCAAGGGACUCUCGUUCGGAUGGCAGCGAGCCCAGUUGUUGGGCGCCUUUUUCAACGGGGUCCUUCUGCUUGGACUCGGCCUAUCGGUCUUUUUGCAGUCCAUUGAGCGAUUUAUCUCGAUAGAGCGCGUCGAGAAUCCUAAACUCAUGUUUAUCAUGGGUUCAAUCGGCUUAGGACUCAACCUGAUCAGUGCGACCUUUCUUCAUGAGCAUCAUCACCAUGGACAUGAUCAUGACCAUCCAGCUCGAGCCAUGAUAGAGGUCCCGCUAUCAAGCACAGAAGAUAGCGAUGGGCAAGAGAGGCCUGAAAGUCCCGGGCAUGACGAUCACAAACACGUUCUACACACAGCUCAGCCCGCUGCUCACGCACAUGAUUUGGGAAUGAUGGGAGUUUUGGUCCAUGUUCUCGGCGACGCAGCCAAUAAUCUUGGAGUGAUGGCCGCGGCAUUGGUGAUCUGGCUGACCCAUUACGAGGGUCGGUACUAUGCUGAUCCAGGAACGACUAUGGGGAUCUCAAUCAUGAUCAUCCUGUCCUCCUUCCCGCUUAUGCAACGAGCCGGUCGCAUCUUACUUCAGAGCGCACCGGAUGGAGUUGAUGCUGAAGAUGUGAAGCAUGAUUUGGAAAAGAUUCCCGGCGUGUUGUCGGUUCAUGAGCUUCACAUUUGGCAGUUGAACCAGCAGAAGACACUGGCAUCUGUCCAUGUAAUGGUGUCGGACAGCUCGGUUCCGGCCUUUUUGAGGUUGACCAAGACGAUCAAUGAAUGUUUCCAUGCAUAUGGGAUUCAUUCAACCACUAUCCAGCCAGAGGUGGUGCAUCCGGGAGCGAUCAGCAGCCUGGAGACAGAGGGAUUAGAGAAAUGUCAAGUCGUAUGUGGAACAAUGUGUGCAGGAUUAACCUGCUGCGGAUAGAUAGAUUCCGAGGCAAAAUUAUUGAAGUGUUGAGAUGGGAGAGGAGGGAGAUUGUAGUUAACGAG